This is a messenger RNA of Ectocarpus siliculosus, 1110 nucleotides long. The record is from the annotation of a GenBank genome assembly. Lineage: Eukaryota; Phaeophyceae; Ectocarpales; Ectocarpaceae.
AUGAAUAUUCUGAAGCUCUUCCUCGCGCUUGCUCCUGUGGUGAAGUCGCACCUCUAUAUGGCGCAGCCAGUCAGUCGGCAAUUUUGGCAAACCCUGGCCUUCCAAUCCUCUCCGACGGAAUACUGCCCGCAUUGCUACAACUUCAGGGGUAUUUCCGCCGUUCAGGAAAGGGGUGGCGGUGGACCUUGGCCCCACCUUAAGCUGUACGAAGAAGGAAAACUUAACACGAACGGCAACUACAUGGAGACCAGCGCUACGUCAGCGAGACACGUCUCUCCGUGUGGCGAUCCUGUCCAGACCGCUUCCUCCGAUAGCUCAAACGUCUACGGUCUGGCCAACUCGAACUACCCCGUUUUGACCGAGUUUCGGCAGGAGUCGGAGUUCCAGGUGAAGGUCGUCGUCUCAACGCAUCACUGGGGCCACAUCGAGCUGAAUCUGUGCGACGCUUCCGGUAUGGAGGACGCGGAAGUGACGCACGAGUGCCUGUCGAAAUACCCUCUCGACCGCGCCUCGGCAGAGAUGGAGCCACCGAUCGACCCGCUGCAUCCCGGCCGCUAUUUUCUCGAUCCUCCCUGCCGGUCGGCGGAGACGGACCAGUCGUUCGACACCGGCGGGGCCGAGGGCGGCGACAUCGUGACGAUGACUUUCAAACUUCCCCCGGUGCUCACGUGCGAUCGGUGUGUGUUGCAGAUGAUGUACUACGUUUCGAACGCCUGCGUGCACCCGGGCUACGCGAGCUUCGAGAGCGAUGACUGGCCUUCGGGAUGCGCUCCUACCAAACACGACUGGAUCAGCGAGGGCAUGGCCGUGUGUGGAACCGAGGGGACCAACUACGUGGAGGAGUUCGCGUCGUGUGCCGAUGUUACGAUUGUCGGAAAGGACGGCGCCACUGACACGGCGGUGGGCUCGGCGACGGCGACGGCGACCACCAGUGACACUGACACUACGACGACCGCCGAUGACGACGGUGCCACGUGCGACUGCUCGAAGACAUGCGUGGACGUCUGGAAACAGUGCGGCGGCGGCGACGACUUUAGCGGAAGUCGAACCUGUUGCGAGGGCGCGACGUGCGUGCAGCACAGUGGUUCGUACGCUCAGUGCUUGCCUUAG